Messenger RNA from Ochlerotatus camptorhynchus, 9285 nucleotides. RefSeq lists its product as uncharacterized. Bases 1948 to 5835 code for a protein of 1295 amino acids. NCBI's taxonomy places the organism in Eukaryota, Metazoa, Arthropoda, Insecta, Diptera, Culicidae. The record is from RefSeq and is a predicted model, not a curated record. Gene Ontology annotation, molecular function: protein binding; ATP hydrolysis activity. The transcript has 6 exons.
GAUCGACGUUGUUCAUUUGUCAACUUGUCACUCCCAACACAGUUUCCCAUUUUCGGGUAGGUUCAGUUGUGACCGAUUCGGGUGGAUUGUACCCAAAUUUGGGUAGUUUUGAAAUAGCGUGUAGGCCUACGCCUUUUUUAAUCUAUAUACACGGCCAAUGAAAUCAAACCAAAUUUGAAUUCAGUUUACUCAUAAAUCGCAAAAAGUGCAGGAAACCACCGAUGAGUAAAUUUGCCUCUUGUUUUUUCUUGGUUUUUCCAGGAAAAAAAAAAUCCCGAAUGUAAGAAAAUUAAGAUUGGAUUCUCUCAUGGUGGUAAGCUCCAACCGGUAUUAUCCUUGGAUUAAAUCCUCAUCAAGAACGUCUGGCUGAUUUUAUGUUGACAUCAGGUUUAGUCAACACGACUCUAAGCAAACAUUUUGCGGGUCAUCCAAACAGGAACGGUAUUAAAAGUUAAUCCGAGUUGGAGCUCACCGCCGUCAGUCUAUUGGUACUACUCCAAAAACUGAGUAUUUUUUGUCAAUUUUUGAGGUUUUCCAUAGGAGGAAAAUCUACUCAUCGCUGAGCUCCUGCACUUUUUGCGAUUUAUGAGUAAAUUGAACUUAAAUUUGGGAUGAUCUCAUUGAUCGUAUGGAGGUCACAUUGCGAAAUCGAAAAUGACGCAUGUAACAAAAAUGGAGAAGUUUUCAAACGCCAAAUGUCAACCAAAUAGCGCCACGCCGGUGAUCCGUCCAGUCCACUGGGCGGUCAGUGGGCGCGCUGCUGGCGACUUGCCAGCUGUAUGUGCGAUAUUUGUGUUUUUCAACCAGUUCACAUUCUUUCUCAGUCGAGCGUUGGGCCAAGGUGGUUCAGUUUUUUUUCGCUCUGUUAAAAUUAAUACAGUUAAAAUAUACACAGCAAAAAAAAUAUAAUAUCGAUCAAUGUAAUUCAAGCUGAUGUAUGAAAUAAUGAGUGCUCAAUUUCAAAGUGCUUCAAGCAGCCGCCGUUCACAGCCACGUCACCAUCAUUAGCUCAUCAAAAUCGUCGUUGUGCGCCGAGAUAAGGGUAGGUAGCAGUUUGUGUUUUUUUGUGUUUGUUCUUCUUUUAUUUUACGUGGGGCUACGCCUUUUUUAACUUUACAAACGGUCAAUGAUAUCAACCAAAAUUUGAAUUCAGGUUACUCAUAAAUCGCAAAAAGUGCAGGAGCUCAGCAACGAGUAAAUUUGCCUCUAGUUUUUUCCAGGUUUUUCUAGGAAAAAAAUCCCGUAUAUGAGAAAAGUAAGAUUGGAUUCUCUCAGUUUAUCGGUACUGGGUAAAAUUUUCGUCAAUUUUCCUCAUUUUCCGGCGAAAUUUUGAGGUUUUCCAUAGGAGGAAAAUCUACUCAUCGCUGAGCUCCUGCACUUUUUGCGAUUUAUGAGUAAAUUGAACUUAAAUUUGGGAUGAUCUCAUUGAUCGUAUGGAGGUCACAUUGCGAAAUCGAAAAUGACGCAUGUAACAAAAAUGGAGAAGUUUUCAAACGCCAAAUGUCAACCAAAUAGCGCCACGCCGGUGAUCCGUCCAGUCCACUGGGCGGUCAGUGGGCGCGCUGCUGGCGACUUGCCAGCUGUAUGUGCGAUAUUUGUGUUUUUCAACCAGUUCACAUUCUUUCUCAGUCGAGCGUUGGGCCAAGGUGGUUCAGUUUUUUUUCGCUCUGUUAAAAUUAAUACAGUUAAAAUAUACACAGCAAAAAAAAUAUAAUAUCGAUCAAUGUAAUUCAAGCUGAUGUAUGAAAUAAUGAGUGCUCAAUUUCAAAGUGCUUCAAGCAGCCGCCGUUCACAGCCACGUCACCAUCAUUAGCUCAUCAAAAUCGUCGUUGUGCGCCGAGAUAAGGUGCUCAAUUUCAAAGUGCUUCAAGCAGCCGCCGUUCACAGCCACGUCACCAUCAUUAGCUCAUCAAAAUCGUCGUUGUGCGCCGAGAUAAGGGGAAAAUAAUGGAGCCCACCAAGGAAACAGUUGUCAGUCACCGCUAUGCAUGGGGUGGCAAUACUGGCAAUCAUGGCAACAAAUACGAAGAAGAUUUAGCAUUUGCGCUGUUUGAGCGAGCAUCUUUGCAGAAAUCUGAAUUCAAACUGGCCUCAGAAAUGAAGGACGCUGGAAAAUUCGAUGAUGUGGUCAUAAUUUUCGAAGAACCGAAGGAAGUGUGGUUGUUCCAAGCCAAACACAAAGACAACUCAGAUGGUACAAACAAAAUAUCGUUCGACAAUUUGUUUCCGAAGACGUGUAAAGGUAAUAAUGAUUUUGCUAUUAUCAAGUACAUACAGUCGUAUUUAGACGUUAUUCAAAAAGAUGAGUUCAAGAAGUUGGAGAUGCGAUUUUUUAUCUUAACCAAUAAAUCAUUAGACGAUAGUAAUAGUCAGCUUAAAGAGUUGGUGGACAUCGAGGACUGUGAACAAGGUGAAGUGAACCCAAUAAUGAAGUUUGCUGAAUCGAACGAUUGCUACAAAAGAUUCAGACCAAAAAAGGAUAAAAUUGAAGAUUUACUGAAGUUGAUGAACACCGAACUAAAUGCCAUUAAGGAUGCGAUCAUUGAACUCUUCGAAAAAGGAAAUGUUUCGGACAUACUAAUCAGCUACAAAACACCGUUGCAGAAGAUCCUGGAAGUUUCAGAUAAAAAAUAUCUAAAGCUCUCCAAGGACCGUCUCACCCAUGAAUGGUUGCAUAAUGAGCUACUAAAGGAUAUUGAUGAGAAAUUAAUAGCAGAAAAUCCAGCGAUUAAAAAUUUUAUGAAUGGUAAAUCUAGGAACACCCAACUACCAACGUAUUUAAAUGAAGAAAGCGUGAACGAGUUCUUUCAGCAUCUAACUUUCUGUGUAAACCAACCAAGUGAUCUUAUACAAACCAUCGAGAAUGAUCUUCGCUCAUGGAUGAGAGAUUGGAUUCCACCGGACGAUCUUGGAAAAGCACAAUUAAAACUGCCUUUCUUUAAAUUUAAUGAAUGUUUUAAAAAUUGGAUCAAUUCUAAUAGUUACAAGGAUACAAAAAACAAUAAGCCAGAAAAGAGUUACUUAUCUUAUAAAGAGGGACGUUCUUGUGUCGAAGAAAUAACGAGGGAACUGAGUCGUAAUCUAUCACAACGUAAAUAUAUUGGAAGCUCAUACAUAGAAAGAAAAUUAAUUGAUAAAAAUCGUAUUGUUAGCGACCAUGAUUUCAUCAAACGAUUAAUAGUCAACCCAGCAGAAAACAAAUUUUCUCUCUUCAUCGGAGAGCCUGGUAUGGGAAAAACAACUAUCCUCCAACACAUUGCCUUCGAAGUUCAAAAGAAGUCCGAUAUUGAUGUGUUCUUGAUAUAUUUGAAUAACUUAAAGGAAGUGCUCAAAUCAGGCUGUGAAAAUUUAGAAGCGGUUUUCGAAAUUUCAGAAAUAAGCCGGAAAAUAUUGAGAAACAAUCUAGAAAGCAACGCAAAUCGAACUAUAAUCCUGUUUGAUGGGUUCGAUGAGAUCACUUUUCAUAACGAGGCAAUCGCCGUAUUUAGGCAAUUAUUGUCAAAGGAGAAUAUUCGAGUGAUUGUAAGUGGUAGAUAUCAUGUCAAAGAUAUUCUUGAAAAAGAAUUUAAAUCAGGGGCAAUCAGAUUGAUUCCAUUUGAAAACGAUGAACAAAUUAUGGUUUUGAAAAAUUCAUGGAAAGCUUCCGAUGAUUCAGAGGAAUUUGAAAUUUAUUCAACUCAAUUGCUCGAAAAAUUCUACUCGGACAUAAAAAGCUAUCAAUCUGAAUUCUUUGGUAUUCCACUUUUAAUUCGAUUGUUGGCGGAAGUAUAUUCUGAUGAUUUCCAACAAUAUUUAAAAACUGUUCCGGAUAAACGUGCACCAGAUAUUUUCCCGAAAGAAAAAUUUAAUGUUGUCUCAUUGUUUAAAAAGUUUGUAGAAUUUUCGUUUCAAAUCAAAUGGAAGAAGAAAAGAGACCAAGAUGCUUACCGAAAUAUCGACAUGUCAAGUGAUGACGAAGAGCGCCGGCAGUUCAAAUACUUUAAUAUUGAGCAUCAAAUUGCUGCUUGGCACGAGAUUUUUGUGGAUAAACAUAAGAAAAUAAUCGCAUCGGGUGAAUAUGAAACACUUUACGAAGAACUCCAAACCCGAAUCAAACAGGGAAACGAGCACUCUCCUCUAUUUAAUAUUUCCAAAGGCGAGCUUAGAUUCGUACACCGAUCCUAUGCCGAAUUUUUCGUUGCAACGUAUAUAUAUGGUCAUAUCCAAAAAUGCAAAGCAAUUUUGUACGAAACACUUUAUAAUCAUGAAACAGUUCGAAGAUUUUUCUUUAUGCUAACUGAAGAACAGUUUUCAAAACAAUCAGAGCAAAUGAUUGCUCUGAGCAAUAUUUGUAAAAAAAAACCUGAAGUUGCAUUCUGGGCAUGUGAAACAAAUGUUGUAAAAGUAGUAAAGAGGCUACUACAAAAGAAUGCUUACAAAACUAAAACACUCAAAAAAUAUGGAUCGUUAUUGCACACUGCGACGCGUGCUGGUCAUUAUGAGAUGGUUUUACUUCUACUUGAUUAUGGCAUGGAUGCGAAUUUGAUGGCCGUGGUUAAAGCAUUUGAGUAUAGUGAAGGCUUCAAUAAAAGUCCGCUGCACGAGGCUAGUGAGAUGGGUCAUCUAGAAAUUGCUAAACUUCUCCUCGAUCGAUCUGCCAAGGUGGAUCUUCAGGAUGAAGAUAAUAAAACACCUCUCCACUAUGCAAGUGAAAUGGGUCAUCUAGAAAUUGUUAAACUUCUCAUCGAUCGAUCUGCCAAGGUGGAUCUUCAGGAUGAAGAUAAUAAAACACCUCUCCACUAUGCAAGUGAAAGUGGGCAUCUAGAAAUUGUUAAACUUCUCCUCGAUCGAUCUGCCAAGGUGGAUCUUCAGGAUGAAGAUAAUAAAACACCUCUCCACUAUGCAAGUGAAAGUGGGCAUCUAGAAAUUGUUAAACUUCUCCUCGAUCGAUCUGCCAAGGUGGAUCUUCAGGAUGAAGAUAAUAAAACACCUCUCCACUAUGCAAGUGAAAGUGGGCAUCUAGAAAUUGUUAAACUUCUCCUCGAUCGAUCUGCCAAGGUGGAUCUUCGGGAUAGAUUUAAUAGAACACCUCUCCACUAUGCAACUGAAAGGGAGCAUCUAGAAAUUGUUAAACUUCUCCUCGAGCGAUCUGCCACGGUGGAUCUUCAGGAUGAAUUUGAUGAUAAAACACCUCUCCACUAUGCAAGUGAAAGUGGGCAUCUAGAAAUUUUUAAACUUCUCCUCGAUCGAUCUGCCAAGGUGGAUCUUCAGGAUGAAUUUAAUAGAACACCUCUCCACUAUGCAACUGAAAGGGAGCAUCUAGAAAUUGUUAAACUUCUCCUCGAGCGAUCUGCCACGGUGGAUCUUCAGGAUGAAUUUGAUGAUAAAACACCUCUCCACUAUGCAAGUGAAAGUGGGCAUCUAGAAAUUUUUAAACUUCUCCUCGAUCGAUCUGCCAAGGUGGAUUUUCCGGAUAUGUUUAAUAAAACACCUCUCCACUAUGCAAGUGAAAGGAAGCAUCUAGAAAUUGUUAAACUUCUUCUCGAGCGAUCUGCCAACGUGGAUCUUCAGGAUGACUUUGAUAAUAAAACACCUCUCCACUAUGCAAGUGAAAGUGGGCAUCUAGAAAUUUUUAAACUUCUCCUCGAUCGAUCUGCCAAGGUGGAUUUUCCGGAUAUGUUUAAUAAAACACCUCUCCACUAUGCAAGUAAAAAUGGGCAUCUAGAAAUUGUUAAACUUCUCCUCGAUCGAUCUGCCAAGGCGGAUCUUCGGGAUAAAUAUAAUAAUACACCUCUCUACUAUGCAAGUCAAAUGGGGCAUCUAGAAAUUGUUAAACUUUAUCAGAAUGACGAAUAAAGAAAACCUCUCAACUGUGAAAGUGGCUGUUGGUCGCCACAAUAUAUUCAAAGUAAAUAACGAUGGUAUUGAACGGGAGCAUUUAGAAAUAGCAAAACUUCUCCCCAAUCAACUUCCAAAAUAGAUGCACAAGAUUCAUCCGGAUCGACACCCCUUCACUACGCAGCUCAAGACAACGCCAAUAAUCUCUUGAGUAUAAAAAACCGUAUAAAAUUCGCAUAAAACCGUGAAAAGUUUUUCUGUUCGCACGAAUUUAAAAUUCAAUUUCAUGGUGAUUCGAUAAAGAAGUUCAAAAAUGGCUGUAUUGUAAGGGCAUGCGGUAUAUCGAGUUAUACCGUGUAUUUCGCUUCGAAUCGGAAUUUAACGGAAUUUUUGUUUUCAUGUUUCGUUUCGUUUAAAUCAGAAAAUUUCUAGUUCAUAAAUUUCCAUGUUAUAGGAAUUUCGUUUGAAUACAGUUAAAUAAAAGAAAAACAAAUUGAUCAAACUCAUAUUUCACCUUUUAAAAAUAACCAACGAACAAACAACACUAGUCACGAACCUAUCCAAGAAAAACGACCUUUAGAGGUCUUCAGGGCCUGAUUAGACUACCGCAUGAGUAGGAUCCACACGUACUCUCAGCCCGUCAACGAGAAGCAUUCGCGAGGUAUCUUGAAAGCUCUAAUCAAUACCCACAUUCAGCUCAGCUCGCCAACGAGAAGCAUUCGGAAGGUUCUCGGAAGCUCGGAAGGUUCUCUCGGUAGACGAGUUUUGGAGCAGACAGAAGCCACUCCCAACCAGCCAACAACAAGCAUGCCUUUCAAAAAGUGGAGUCCAUUCACUACCCUUGCUCUGUUAUAACUGGAAUAACUGCACAUCGAAAUAUCCAAUUUGAAACUAAUCCAAUAUUUUCAUUGAACUAAAAUUUAAACUGUAUGCAAAAGCUGCCGCCAGGCAGGCAAAUUCUAAAAUACUUUGCUAUAUAUACGGAUGAAGAGAAAAAUGGUGGGGUUGUGGAAGAGAACGAAAUUACAUUUUUCCGCUCGGAUACGCUCUCAACAUCACGCGUGAUAUUGGAACAAAAUAUCAUGCUUGAUAAUGAUUUCACAAGCUCCUUUACAACGUGCAAAAAAUCAAGCUGAAAGUUGACUCGACACUAAAAUGAUGCCGUUGCACAUCGUUUUCUUAGAAAGAGAAAGUAUAGUUUGCUAUCUCUUUUCACUCUUCACCGACGUUAUGGAAGCUUCGGUUGCGUUCGGGUGUAAAGCAAUAAUCAUGAAACUCAAUCUCUUCACAGAUUUACAGCUGGUGAGUUUUGUUAGCUUCACGGCGAAUGAGAACGACCUUCAUUUGAGUUUAGUUCACUCAUAAUCGCCAAAAGUGCAGGAACUCAGCGAUGAGUAAAUUUGUCUCAUGGUUUCCUGUGGAAAACCUAAAAAAUCCGUCGGAAAAUGAGGAAAUUGACGAAAAUUUUAUUCAGUCACGAAAUAGUACCAAUAGACUGAGUGAAUCCAAUCUUUACUUUUCUCAAAUUCGGGAAUUUUUCCCUUAAAAAUCCUGGAAAAACCUGGGAAAACAUGAGACAAAUUUUACUCAUCGCUGAGUUCCUGCACUUUUGGCAAUUAUGAGUUGACUAAACUCAAAUGUAGGUCGUUCUCAUUCGUCGUGUUGAUAUUCCGAGCGUGCAAAAUCAACCGCAGAUGUUUGCUUGUUGAUUUUAGUCUACGAAAAUCAAGCGUAAUCUUGGGCAUUGGUGAUUUUUUUUUCAUUUUCUCAACACUGGCUCCGUGCAUCACUAGCACCUUGAGGUUUUGCAAUACCUCUGAAAUCCAUGCUAUCGCCACUCACCCAUUUUGUUCAAAGCGUUAUUUAUGUGACCCGGUGAUGAUUCAUCAGAUACAACUAUGUAAUACCCACGUACAAAAUUUGGACACGAGCGAUUCGUUCAUUUCACCGAUAAAUCUAAUGUUCUAAAACUAGAUUAAAAUAUCAUUCAUCAUAACAAACAGUUCCGGGCCGAAUAGUAAAAGAAAAUAACGAUUUUGCGUCACCUAAAAUCACGUCCGAUUGAGUCCAAAUAUCGCACAGCGUCUUUUUUUUUCGAGGUAAUAAACAUUUCCCCUACACAUUCAUUGGCACCCUAAUGAAGAUAUACAUUUUUACGCCCAUGUAGUCAUUAGGGUGAAUUUUGAAACGUGAAAGAUUGAAAUUAUUUUUUCUUGGAAAUGUAACUUUGUGAUUUUUUCAGGACCUUUAUCUGAGAAUGGAUAUUGAAUUUUAAAAUUGUGAAUGUUUCGCAAUUUGUCAAAAAUAUCAAAAUUCUAAUCUGUUUUUAGAUCUCACCCUAAUAAUUAUAAAUUAGAAUUCUAAACUAAAUUCUGAUUUCACGAUCACAGGCUAGGAUAUUUUCCUAAAUUUGAGUACUCAGAAAAAUUUUAUGAUCAAGAGCGUAGACAAUAUUUGAAGAACUGGGACUAGGAAUAAGCGGGACAAAAUACAAACGACACCUAAAGAAUGCACAUCUUGCACUUAAAAUGUCCAAAAAACCUUGGUCAGGAGUAAUUAGCUUUGAAAAUGAGCACUAGACAAGUGGAUAGUAGUAAUAGAAAAUAUAUGUUUCACUGGCAAAACUGCGAAAAUAAGCAACAGUAAAAUGAAAAGUUGCAACAGAAAAUUCAAAAAUAGCAAAGAUCCAAAAAACAUGAAUGAUCCAUGAAUAGUUGAUGAAUUUCCAAUUAAAACUCUAGCAGUAGCAAUGAAAAACUAAAAAAUAAGCAUCAAAAAAAUUAAAAAUUGUGCAAUGGAACACCUUCAAAAUUUUCCAAUAAAAAAGUCAAUUUUUUUACAUGUGUUUUUAAAUUUAUUAUUGGUCGCUUUUUAAUGUUAAAGUGCUGCGAUGCCUCUCGACGGUUAAUGUCCUCAGAAUUAGAGAUGGCUGAUAUUUACUCGAUUUAUGGAGCGCACAGCGAACGAUUAGUAAGUAUUCGACUAAUUUUUAAGCUAACAUAAGAUCAGCCGGGUUUUUGUGAAGGUAGAAUUAUGAUCGCGAGCAUCAAAGAUAAAAAUAAAAUCAGAACGUGUCAUCAAUCUGCAGGAGAGAAGUUGAUUAAACAACAUUACAAUCAGAAAAGAUUUCGUUUGUUCCGAAAGAAAAUCCAUAAAUUCUAUUUCAGCAGACUGGGAAGGCCCAAACUGGGUUAUUCAUGGGCAUAGCAGGGGUCGAGUGAAUGCACUCAUUUUCACAUUCUUGUAAUUUUACGAACUUAAAAGUUUAUCAAAUUCCCGGUAACUUAUGCGUUUAACACUCCGAACACGAUGCCUUCGAAAGCCACAAGUGUGCAUUGACACAGCUUAGCCAUUUCUAGAUGAAUCCCAAAAAAAUGUGGUUCCACUAGAUCUCCUAGGAUUUGAAGGUAAUUUUGAUUGCAAAAUAUUGAAAAUAGGGUCGUCUACUUUUUUACGUAGGACUACGUC